AUGACGCCCACCAAAGCAGAAAUCCUCCUUGCAGAGGUCGAGAUCCGCCACCUCCUUGUUCGGGAACGCUACUAUCGUGAUACAGCACAAUGGACGAAGUUUCGAGAAAGCUGGCACCCAGACGCCAGUCACACAAAGAUACAAGUAUCUUGGUUCAGCGGCAACAUCGAUGAAUUCCUUGCUGCGUCACAGGAGAUGGUCAAAGGAGGCACGCUGGCGACACACUUGAUCAUGCCUGUAGAUAUUCACUUGUCUCCUUGUCACCAAAGGGCUGUAUCUGAGUCUACAGGGAACAUCACGUUCAAAUUCAAGGUGGAGGAAGAGACAUAUGAGCUGGUCAGCUGGACGCGGUUUAUAUCAAGGCUCGAGAAGGUCGGCGAAGAUUGGAAGCUGGCAGGACUGGAGGCCAUCUACGAUCGGGACAGUAUAACCGUCGCCAUGCCAUCCACACAUGGAGAUGGAGCACAUGGUACUUCGUUUAAACAUGUGGGCAGACGAGAAAGUUAUUCCAGUCUUGCGUGGUUUCUCGAGCAGAGAGGACUACCUGUCAGCGACGACCUUGCCGGCACGGACAGGCCACAAUCGGUGGAAGAGCUUAUGGUCCGACAAUUUGACUGGCUGGACAAGUAG
Exophiala aquamarina CBS 119918 is the source of this 630-nucleotide messenger RNA. RefSeq lists its product as uncharacterized. The coding region runs from base 1 to 630 and encodes 209 amino acids. The transcript has a single exon. The record is from RefSeq and is a predicted model, not a curated record. NCBI's taxonomy places the organism in Eukaryota, Fungi, Ascomycota, Eurotiomycetes, Chaetothyriales, Herpotrichiellaceae.